Triplophysa rosa is the source of this 6364-nucleotide messenger RNA. It is a transcript of the gene ecpas, whose product is annotated as Ecm29 proteasome adaptor and scaffold. Gene Ontology annotation, biological process: proteasome assembly. Lineage: Eukaryota; Metazoa; Chordata; Actinopteri; Cypriniformes; Nemacheilidae. Gene Ontology annotation, molecular function: molecular adaptor activity. Gene Ontology annotation, cellular component: cytoplasm; nucleus. The record is from RefSeq and is a predicted model, not a curated record. The transcript has 49 exons. The coding region runs from base 88 to 5583 and encodes 1831 amino acids.
GAGAGAGAGAGAGAGAGAGAGAGAGAGAGAGAUAUGUUGCGUCUGUGAUAGGAGUGGCAGCGCUGGCAUUGGUGGCUUCAGUUAAACAUGGCUGCGCAGGACGAGCUUAAUCAACUGGAGCGUGUGUUCAUGCGGUUAGGUCAUGCAGAAACAGAUGAGCAGUUGCAGGACAUUAUAUCCAAAUUCCUGCCCCCUGUACUGCUCAAACUGUCCAGCGUGCAGGAGGGGGUACGGAAGAAAGUUAUGGAAUUGCUGGUGCACCUGAACAAAAGGAUAAAAAGUCGACCCAAGGUCCAGCUUCCUGUGGAGACGCUGUUGGUUCAGUAUCAGGACCCAGCUGCAGCAUCUUUUGUCACGAAUUUCACUAUCAUCUACAUAAAGAUGGGCUAUCCCAGGCUGGAGGUGUCCAAACAGUGUGAGCUCGCACCUACUUUACUCACAGCAAUGGAGGGUAAACCUCAGCCUCAACAGGACAGUCUGAUGAACUUGUUGAUCCCUACACUAUAUCACAUGAAAUAUCCUUCAGAGCCGACUAAAGCUUCCCCGUUUGUACUGACGGAGAGGCCCAAAACUGUACAACUGCUCCUAGAGUUCAUGCUUGAUGUUCUACUGAUGCCUUAUGGAUUUGUGUUAAAUGAGCCUCCUAGUCGUCCGACCCCCGCGUCCCCACAGGGGGGUUCUGGAUCUGGGGCAGGAGCUGCUGCGGCACAGGGUCUCCCUCAGCCCCCUCCAGGAAUGAGCGUUUACGCCGUAAAGAGAGUCAUUGGAGAAGCUCAAUGGAGCCCAGAACAAUUGGAGCAGUGCAAGUUGGGGAUUGUGAAGUUCAUAGAGGCAGAGCAGGUUCCUGAGGUUGAAUCUGUCAUUCACUUAGUCGUGGCCUCGAGUGACACGAGGCACAGCGUCGCUACAGCAGCUGAUCUGGAACUGAAAAGCAAGCAGAGCAUUGUUGACUGGAACAAUCCAAUCAUCAUCAACAGAAUGUAUAAAGUUUACCUGGGUGAUAUUCCACUCAAAUCAAAAGGGGCCACAGUUAAACAGGAACUGAAGCACGAGCCGGUCAGCACCAGAGUCAAGCUAAAGAUUCUGCCGCAUCUGCUCCGCUCCAGACUGGCUGCUGAAUGCUUUCCUGCUAAUAUACAGGUUGUCUAUGAUGGGCUUUUUGGAGCAAACACCAACAACAAACUCCUGUCUCUCACUCUGCAGUUUGUGCAUCAUAUCUGUAUGGUGUGCCCUGAUACUAACAAACCACUGGGUUUAAUGCUACUGAAUGGCCUUACCAAGCUUAUUAAUGAAUAUAAAGAGGAUCCUAAACUAUUAUGCAUGGCAUAUUCUGCUGUUGGAAAACUUUCAAGCCGGAUGCCUCAGCUUUUCACGAAAGACAUUGCAUUGGUGCAGCAGUUUUUUGAGUCCAUGUGCAAGGAGGAAGCUGAUGUGCGGCUGGCCAUACAGGAGGCACUGUCUAUGAUGGUGGGAGCAUAUGUUAACCUUCAAGGAGCGCUGCUAAACCUAAUGGAAGCACUUGUAGCUGCGUAUAUUGCAAAGCCGGAGGUACAAGUGCGCCAGGUAGCAAUGAAAUUUGCAAUUACUGUGUUCGCACCUGAUCAUGUAGCGUCAAGAUAUCUCUUACUGCUGGCUGCGGGAGAUCCUCGUGAGGAGGUGUCUGGAGAAGCCCAGCGGGCCCUUCGGUCUCUCCCAUCUAAGCGCUCCGAGAAAGAAGGACCGAAGCCGAUGCCUUCAUUCCCAGAGAUGGUCAGCUACAUCCAGGAGAAGGCCGCGCAGAGACUGAAGACUCCUGCGAAAUACAUAGUUGGUACUUCUACACUGCCUUACAACCCUGCCACAUUUGGAGAGAUUGUUCUUUAUCUUCGAAUGUGUCUGGUGAAUAGCGCAGGAGCCACGGCCACUUCUCAGAGCUUAAUCGACAUGCAAGAUGAUGCUCCUCUUAUUGGACGCUAUGUUCAGUCACUGCUGUCCAAUGAAGUUUCUCCUUCCUUCGCCCCUAAGGGGGGAGAGGCCAAUCCAGUUCACGUGUACAUGGAUUUACUGCAUCAGCUACUGUCAGCUGUAGGAGGUAUUCCAGUAAUGUACUGUCUGUUAGAAGUGGUCUCCGUGUGCCCAGAGAAUCUUGCUCCCAAGUUUGUCGACAAAAUCGACUGGAUAAAGGGUCUCAUGAACACUAACAAAGAGGACAUGCGUGAGUUGGCGGCUCAGCUGUACGCUGUGGUCGUCUCGUCUAUGUCUGGAAAUGAACUUAAGAGCGCUGUACAAAACCUGAUCAAGACAACUAAAGACAGUCAUAGUCCUGAGACUCAGCAUGGUGCCAUCUUGGCUCUGGGAUACAUGGUGGGCAGAUACAUGAGUAAGAGGCGGACCCGAAUGCCUAAUGAAGCCACUCCCAUAGAAAACAAAGAACUGGUUGCCAUGGCAACCAAAACGAUCGGUUCGUUUUUGAACAGCGAGUCUCCGCUGUUGACUGUUGCGGCGGUGACAGCGUUGGGUGAGAUUGGGCGGAACAGCGUGCUGCUGAUACCAGCGGAUGGCGACGGCUUCAGCAAACUCGGUCUGGUGGAUAAUUUGCUCGCUCGGAUCCCCUCGGGGAAAGAGACUGGCAAGAUGAAAGAACGUGCCAUCCAGACCCUUGGGUUCCUGCCGGUGGGAGAUGGAGAAUUCCCACACCAGAAGAAAAUCCUGCAGGGCCUCAUGGAUUCAGUGGAGGCCAAGCAAGUUGAGCUACAGUUUACAGUGGGAGAGGCUUUAACUAAUGCUGCUAUAGGAAGCUGUUCUGGAGCCGCCCGCGAUGUGUGGACGUGCACAGAAGACCAGUACUGCCCUCCUGACAAUGCAAAAAAUAAUGAUAUAGUGCCCUGGGUGUUGAACUCGGUCUUGUCUAAAUACAUACCCAGUCCAAACCCUCACGUUCGACAGGCUGCCUGCAUAUGGCUCCUCUCUUUAGUUAAGAAACUCAGCCAUCACAAAGAAAUACAGUCCCACUUAAAGGAGAUACAGGCGGCCUUUAUUUCCAUCUUGUCUGACCCUGAUGAACUUAGCCAAGAUGUGGCGUCUAAAGGACUCGGGUUGGUUUAUGAGCUUGGAGGAGAACAGGAUCAACAGGAACUGGUGUCAACUCUCGUGGAAACUCUCAUGACUGGUAAAAGAGCCAAACAUGCCGUCUCGGAGGAUACUGAAGUCUUUCAGGGGGAGGCCCUUGGCAAAGCUCCUGAUGGACACGGGCUGUCCACCUAUAAGGAGCUGUGCUCAUUGGCAAGUGAUCUAAACCAACCAGAUCUUGUAUACAAGUUCAUGAAUCUAGCCAAUCAUCAUGCCAUGUGGAAUUCCAGAAAGGGGGCAGCAUUUGGAUUUAACAUCAUUGCCGCAAAGGCAGGUGAACAGCUGGCAUCUUUCCUACCUCAGCUGGUGCCACGCCUCUAUAGAUACCAGUUUGACCCCAACCUGGCCAUCAGACAGGCCAUGACAAGCAUCUGGGAUGCUCUUGUGACGGAUAAAACCAUCGUGGAGAAGUAUUUUAAAGAAAUUCUUCAGGAUGUCAUAUCCAACCUCACCAGUAACAUGUGGAGGGUGCGAGAGUCAAGCUGUUUGGCGUUGAAUGAUCUGAUUCGCGGAAGGCAGGCGGAUGAAAUCAUCGACCGCCUGGCAGAAAUCUGGGAGACUCUUUUCCGGGUCCUGGAUGACAUUAAGGAAUCGGUUCGUAAGGCAGCAGAUUUGACUCUGAAGACUCUCAGUAAAGUGUGUGUGCGCAUGUGCGAGUCUACAGGUGUCACUGCUCAGAGGACGGUUGCCGUGUUGUUGCCAGCUCUACUGGACAAGGGCAUCAUCAGCAAUGUGACUGAAGUGCGAACUCUUAGUAUCCAAACUCUAGUGAAGAUCAGUAAGACAGCAGGCAGCCGUCUCAAGCCACACGCUCCUCGACUCAUCCCGGCUCUGCUGGAGGCUCUGAGUGUGCUGGAACCGCAGGUGCUCAACUACCUCAGUCUGAGAGCCACCGAGCAGGAGAAGAGUGCCAUGGACGCUGCCAGGUUAAGUGCCGCCAAGUCCUCCCCUAUGAUGGAAACUGUUAAUAUGUGUCUACAGCACUUGGACGUGUCUGUGUUGGGAGAGCUUGUUCCCAAACUCUGCGAUCUGCUAAAAAGUGGAGUCGGCCUUGGAACAAAGGGUGGAUGUGCCAGCGUAAUUGUGUCACUGACGGUGCAGUGUCCACAAGAUCUCUCGCCAUAUUCAGGUAAACUCAUGAGUGCACUCUUGAAUGGGAUCAAUGACCGCAGCAGUGUCAUACAGAAGUCAUUUGCCUUUGCCAUUGGACAUCUGGUUAGGACAGCCAAAGACAGCAGCGUGGAGAAGCUUCUACAGAAACUCAACACCUGGUAUCUGGAGAAAGAGGAGGCGCUGUACAAGUCUUCAUGCUGUCUGGUGGUUCAUGCCAUCAGUCACUACAGUCCUGAUGUGUUGAAGGCUCAUGCAGGAGUGGCUCUACCGCUGGCGUUUCUGGGCAUGCACCAGGAACCCGAGGAGGAGAAGGGAGAGAGCGCUGAAGCCAACCUGUGGACUGAGGUCUGGCAGGAACAUGUGCCUGGUAGCUUUGGUGGAAUCCGGUUAUAUAUGACUGAGCUCAUAGCCAUUACUCAGAGGGCUUUGCAGUCACAGUCCUGGAAGAUGAAGGCUCAGGGUGCAGCUGCCAUGGCAACUAUCGCCAAGCAACAGACAGGCUCGCUGGUGGCACCGCACCUGGGCAUGGUGUUGAGUGCACUACUACAGGGGCUCGCCGGACGCACCUGGGAUGGGAAGGAAGAGCUGUUGAAAGCUGUUGGAUCUGUGGUGUCUAAAUGCAGUGUGGAGCUACAGAAGCCUGCAGCGGGUCAGCCGACUAUCAGCCAGGUUUUAGAUCUGGUGCUGAAGGAAUGUAAGAAAGAGAGUCUGGUUUAUAAAAUGGCGGCUUUACGCAGCGCUGCAGACAUCUUGGAGUCGACGCAGACGGAUCGGUUUAAAGAAACCACUGAAAUUGUGCUUCCCCUCAUUAGAAAGAAUCAGCCGGCAAGUGCCGGUUCCCCGAGACAUGAUGAUGAUGACGACGACGCUAAAGCUCGUGAAUUACAAACAGAAGUGCUGUUGUGUGCGUUUGAAACGCUUGGAAAAGCUUGGCCGAAAACAGUCCAGACACAAAGUCAAUUCCAGGUGGAGGUUUGUAACGUGAUGUGUGUGAGACUGAAAUUGAGCAUAUGGAGGGUUCAGCUGGGAGUCCUGCGUGCCAUGAGGGUCUUCUAUCAGGGUUUGUUGCUGUUGGAUAAAGAUCACCAGAAUCCUGCGGUUCUUAUUGAGAUGUUGACAGAGACCUGCACUGCCCUGGCAUCACCACUAGAAAACAAAAGUUACUCGUCUGUAAGAACAGAGGCUUUGGCCGUAGUGGAACUUCUUUUGAAGAGGAUUGAAGAAAGCGAUCAGUGGGACUGCCUGUCCGAGAGGAGUCGGCAACAGCUUCAGCGUUCUUUAGCUACCAUGGAAACGGACAACCGUCCAGACCUCAAAGAGAAAGCCCAGACAAUGAGAAGAAAAAUACAAGCCCUGCCGUAAACAACCUGCCCACAGCCAAGCUCUCUCCUAAGGGUUGAUUCGAGAAUCUCUACCAUAACUUCUAAUAAUGUUGUCACACACAAGUACACCUAUGCCAUACUUUUUUUUUUUUUUUAAAUACACGGAUACAUGUUGUUCCUGAUGAGAAGUGUGCAGUGGCUGUCACACAGACUUUAGCCUCUGCACAUUUAGAGUAAACCCGUCAUGUUGGCUUACAGCCAUUUCCAGUUUCACUUUGCCAUUUUGAGUUUGUACUUUUAUCAUUUUAAUCUUGAAUUGGGACAUUUAGAUUUGUGCGUUAUGAGAAUGCUUUCAGAUCUUUCAUCUGGGGCUGUCUAUUUUGCCAAUGUUACUGAAGAUGGUUGUGAAUCAGAAGUUAAACGUGAAAGUGCUAGUCUCAGAGAUGUAUUAGGAUCUGGUUUGUAUUAAGGCAAGAACAGCACUUCUGCACCAAAUACACUGGGUUUUGUGACUACUAGUUUUUUAAGAUGUACCCCUUAUUCCUCCGGUUUCCUACCAAUUUCUCCCAUCCUAUAGUGCACAUACUUAUUAAAUCUGUCUAUAUGGAAUUGAUCUUUGGCUUUAUCUAUACAAUGGCUGUUGGAAGAAUCACUGAGGACAUACUUAAGAUUGCAUUUUAAAGAUGAGAGUUGGUAUAUUGUAUUAAAGGGAAGUUUGUAACAUAAACUGAAACCUCAGACCUGCCUUUGUGUGUUUGCAUGUUCAUUUUUUUUAACUAAAUCAUAAAUCUUUGGAAGGAGGCAUGCUGGGUUCGUAUUGU